Messenger RNA from Crotalus tigris (Tiger rattlesnake), 4604 nucleotides. It is a transcript of the gene MGLL, whose product is annotated as monoglyceride lipase. Gene Ontology annotation, cellular component: membrane. The record is from RefSeq and is a predicted model, not a curated record. The transcript has 8 exons. Gene Ontology annotation, molecular function: lipase activity. The coding region runs from base 294 to 1214 and encodes 306 amino acids. Lineage: Eukaryota; Metazoa; Chordata; Lepidosauria; Squamata; Viperidae.
GUUCAGCACUAGUCUUCUCCUCCAGGGCAGAAAAGCUACAAGGCGUCCGGCUUUAUGUAGCUGGGGACGGAGAGCAGCUGUUCGCUUCCCAGGAUCAAUUCCCAAUUGAGGCACCGGGAGCGAAUCAGCAGCAGCAGCGCGCACCGAGCUCCUUGAAGUCCGACAGAGGCGCGCGCCGACGCUGUUGCACGAGCGCCCGUCCAGCUCCGUACUGGGCAAAAAAGACCCGCCCCUGCACCUAAGGAAACCAUCUGGUCGCAAGCUUGGCGUGGAAGAAAGGUCACUCUGCCAGAAUGCCAGAAGAAAAUUCUCCACGGUCGACUCCCCAGAAAAUCCCAUAUCAGGACCUUCCUCACUUGGUCAAUGCUGAUGGGCAGUAUCUUUUCUGCAGGUACUGGAAGCCAGCUGCUACUCCAAGGGGCCUGGUGUUUGUUGUUCAUGGUGCUGGAGAACACUGCUGUCGCUAUGAUGACUUGGCCAAGAUGCUGACAGGAAUCAACUUUUUCGUGUUUGCCCAUGACCAUGUUGGCCAUGGGCAAAGUGAAGGAGACCGUAUGGUUGUGUCUGACUUUCACGUGUUUGUCAGAGACAGCUUGCAGCACAUAGAUCUUAUGAAGAAGGAUCAUCCAGGUGUUCCUAUGUUUCUUCUGGGGCACUCCAUGGGAGGAGCCAUUGCCAUCCUCACCGCGUGUGAAAGACCAAAUGACUUUUCAGGCAUGGUAUUAAUUUCUCCUUUAGUAGUUGCAAGCCCUGAUGUAGCGACACCAAUCAAGGUAUUUGCAGCUAAAAUACUUAACUUUGUCCUGCCAAACUUGUCUCUGGGAUCUAUUGACCCAAAUGUCAUUUCCCGGAAUAAGAAAGAGGUUGAAACUUACCGUUCAGACCCUCUGGUUUAUCAUGGUGGCAUGAAAGUCUCCUUUGUCAUUCAGCUGCUGAAUGCUAUUGCCAAAAUAGAGCGCUCUCUCCCUAAACUGUUUCUUCCCAUCUUGGUGCUCCAUGGUUCACCGGACAAACUCUGCGACAUCCGAGGGUCUUACUUGUUGAUGGAUACUGCCCCAAGUCAGGAUAAAACAUUCAAGGUAUAUGACGAAGCCUUCCAUGCUCUCCACAAAGAGCUUCCCGAUGUGACUACUUCUGUUUUUAAAGAAAUAGAAACAUGGAUUGGCCAGAAAGCAGCUGAGGAAGCCCACCAAUCUAAGCAAAAGCCACUCUGAAACCCGGUGUCUGGUGGUUGGGGUAUACUGGGAAGGGUUCUUUUUGUUUUAACAGCCUCUCUUUGAGGGGAAAGGUCUUAUAGGGGGCUCCUGAAUUAACUUAUUUUUUACAAGAAAUUGCUGUAUUACCUGGCGUGGGAUGGGAGGAGAAUGCCAUGCUCCAUUUAAAGCAGUUACUCUACAGAGGAAAGAGCUAGCAAGGACAUUAGUGUGGACUUUACAGCUGGGAGUGCCAUUGUAUUAAAGGACUUUGUCCAGUCUUUCGCCAAACCUAGUUUUUUUGGUUUUCCCAAGGAGUUCCUGAGGUGCUGAGGUAAUUUUUUAUAUUGCAAUAAUUUUUGGAAUGUUUCAAAGUUUGGCAUCUUCCACAGCAUUCUGUUUUUACUCUUGCCAGAUUUUAAUUCUUCCCUCCUGUUCUUUGAAAAUUUUCAAGCCUUCUAAUAGGACCCUUGUAUUUGACAGAUAGAGAUAGGAUUAGGAAGCUGAGGAAUUCAGAACAUCUCACAAUACUCAAAUAUAUAUUCCAGAUAAUCUGGCCAAAGGGUUUUCCCCCAUACAAACCCCAACAGGCCUUGAAAGAAGAGACCAUUAGAUGAUAGAAACAGCAUAGUUUUGCACUUUGAAAGGGUGUAGUUUGUACUCAGACCAUUAACAUUUAGCCCCAGAGUUGACACCAUGGAGAAAUGAGAGUAUGUAAAAUAAUGUAUCUAGAUUCUAGAAGACUUAAAAGCUUUGAAGAUACGUUGCUGCUCCCAGAAGCCAAAUCAUUUUUCAAUGCAAGAAAUGUAAAUAGUUGGGCUGCUUUUUUGGUCCCUGGGUUACAGAUAACUUAAAGUAUAUAGCUGAAAGUUAUAUUUAAGAGAGAAAUAAUAAAAAUAAUAUAUAAAGUUUCUGUAGGUUGUUCAAAGAUAUCUUAAGGAGGAUGAAAGAGUACAAUAUGGAAUAGAUGCCAAGGCAGCCAUUCCUUUGCCUAAUAGCUUUUAUGCCAGAGAACUGCCUUUGCCACUUGAAAGCUGGGAAAUAAGUAAGCACUGCUUCUCCUUUUUUCUCAAAUUCCUGCUCCUACUCUGACUUAGAUGUUGGCCAGACACUGGUGAUGCUUGGAAGGCAAGGAAACCAAAGAGGAGGAAGAAAGAGUGGGCCUAACAUAACUGCUGCAAGAAUGUAAAGAAAUACAGAUAAUUCUAACUCUCUACUGCCAUUGAGAGGCUGUUUGAAUUUUUGCAGCAAGUUAACGAUAGGUUGAAAAAAGGGCUUUUUCAGCAGCCACAGACAAACUUCCAAAUAGCACUUAAUCAGCAGAGAAGGUUACUGCUGAAAAUUGUUGAGGAAAGCCAAUUAUUAUAUAGCAUGUACAGUGGAAGACUGAGAUGUGCAUGAAGGAAUUUAGAGCUUCUACAAUUUGGCCACCUUUAAAAGGCUGCAGAGAGAUUUUUUGAAUCUCUUUGCUUCCAUCUAUUGGUCAUUUAGAGUUUUGCAGCCUAGACAUAAAGGCUUGGUGCACUUAUGAAUGGGACAAGGCAGCUGUGUGCAAUCUCAAUUUCACCUGAUGUUGAAGUUUCAGCCUUAAUUGUGACUAACUACUUAAUAAAGAACAGCAACACUAGAAAAACAUGAGGGAGCUGCCCAUGGUAAUCACAUAUUUGCUAUGCAGCAAGUAGCAUUUUCAUGAGUUCUUUAGUGGAAGAAAUUCUAUAUUAUCAACUCUUGUAAAAUAGUGAGUCUUUUCUUAUAAUCCAUUUUUUAAUUGCUACUCACUACACCUUUAUUGCAUGAGAUCAAUACAAUUUACAGGCUACUUCUAAAUCUGAAUUUCCUGUGUAGAAAGCCUGAUGUUCUACAGAACUAGGUAGCUAUUUUCCCCAAGAAUCAGUAAUCCUUUUUGCAACCAUCAGGCACGUAUUCACGUGAUUUUGUUGCCUGCAUGUGCUUUCUGUGUAGGAAAGAUGUAAUAUUUCAAGUAUCCUUCAAAUAUUACAACUGAUGUGGCCAGUGUGAAUUGGAAAGGAAAAUAUGGCCUAAUGAAUGCUAGGAUACAACAUUAGUAAAAACAUGAGAUCUCCAUAGUUCUUAAUUACCAAAAUUAAGAUGGAUGAGAUGAGAAGUUGGAGGAGAGUGAAUAAUUUACUUUUCAAUAUAUCAAAGAUUUUAUACCUAAUUAUUUGGAUGUGAUUGCUGAUUUAUAAGUGUGGAUUCAUUAAUUAAUUUGAAAGUCAGAUUAAUUGGCAGGUAGUAGAGACACUAGUAUCACUAGUAAGUAACCCAAAGUCAGUGGGGGAAAAAAAAUCAGUUUUCUAACAGGUGCUCCAAUUUUUAAUAAGAUCUUUUUGAGGCAUUGCAAAAAAAAUACUACACACAGUCCUGAAAAUAAGGUAUCUUUCUGGAAACCAGCACUCACUCUAAAGACUAUACUAAUGGUACAGUUUUUAGAAUAUUCUCUCUGGCUAAUCUUCCAGUUUGGGAGUGGGAGAAUCACACAGUAUCAUUAUUAAAGGAUUUUACACAAGCCUCUGUAAAACAGAGUUGCUCACACAGUUUGACAUUCCACCUUGAAAAAUAAUUUUGUAUUUUCAUGGGCAGCUCCAAAUCUAUUUUUAACAAUUGUAGUUGGGAUGCAAAAUUGCAAAUGACUAUUAAAUGGCAGCAAAAUAAUAAUAGAUAGCUUUUUGCUGUUAUAUAGUGAUCAUUCUGCAUUUCUGCAGUCCAGAUAUAUUUUAAUAAGUUCUACUCCUUCCUCUAGUGAAAAUGCAAGUACUAGAUGCCUAAUAGGGUUUGCAGAGAUUUGGAGUUGAUGGGCAAAAUUUGGAGGCCGUGAUGGUGUUACUUGCAUGCCUACUCAUGCGCUGAAUCACAUUUUGCUUUUCACAUAUGGAUCUCUACACAGCUGUAAUUCCAAAUGCAUUAUAGGAAUCUGCAAGAGAAGCUCAGUAGGAAUAACAAUUGCCUGUUUUGUGCCUCUGUGUGCAAAUCAUCAAGAUGCCUAAAGUGACAUGCCUGAAUUAAUUCUUGGUAGCAUGGAUCUUAUGGAUCGUUCCAUAGCACAAAAGAAAGGUCCUAUCCACCAUAUAUGAGAAGCUACUGUAGCUUGAAAGGGAAGUCAUUUACCAUUCCGUGAGCAGGACUAAGGGCGACCAAAAGUGUCUCUUCAGAGUGUGUGUGUGUGUGGGGAGGGGGAUAGGCAUUAAAAAAAGGGGAGACUAGUUAUACUAUGGCUGUAGCAAGAGUUCUAUAGAAAUGGAAACAAGGGUUCAAGGCAAUCAUAAUAGAGAUUAUUCCAAAGAUGUACAAUUUAGUUUAAUUCUUAACCUGUUCAAAUGUAUUGGGAUUUUAGCUAUAGUGAAAUAAAUCUAGACCAGUACUGCUUGUUCUGGACUGCAAACAUUUAAAAAA